This is a messenger RNA of Coccinella septempunctata (seven-spotted ladybird), 1684 nucleotides long. RefSeq names its product androgen-dependent TFPI-regulating protein-like. The record is from RefSeq and is a predicted model, not a curated record. Gene Ontology annotation, cellular component: endomembrane system; membrane. The transcript is spliced from 4 exons. Bases 558 to 1286 code for a protein of 242 amino acids. Lineage: Eukaryota; Metazoa; Arthropoda; Insecta; Coleoptera; Coccinellidae.
GACACGAGUAUACACAUGAAUAUAACUCCGAGAACAACAUUUCUUCAAAAUUUUGAUAUCUCAUCAAAAAAAGCAAGCAGUCCUGAAUACCGUCUUGUUUCUCUUCACAAUCAUCCCCCCUCAUCACGGAUAGCAGUUCCACACACGUGAAGUGAAGAAGAAGAAUAAUUGCCUACUGAGGCAAAAACAGAGGGUACAUUUAACAUACGCAUACAAUUGUACGGUUCGCGAUCGGUUGAGUGGUUUCACACACAACAAAUUCAAAAAGAUGCAAUCAAUCCAGUGGGUCAUUGAGAGAUCGUCAUAUUAUUAUUAAAUAUGAAUGCGUUCAAAACCGAAAUGAAUUCGAACGUGUUCUAUGUUAAAUCGUAUCAGAUGGAAGGAGAUUUCUCGUAGUGUUUGUUUCGCCCUGUUUGUUGUUGUACCGAUCGAUGUUUGAUUUGUGUUUAGAUAUGGAUGUAGAAUUGUUAUCUGAUCCGUUGCCAUUUUUUGUUCGGUUGUCUUUGUGGAUGGAAUGAUUAUUAGAGGGUAAUUGUGGGAUAUGGAGGGUGCAGAACAUGGUGGAAAACCUCAAAAUAUACUUCCAUAGUUUCGUCCUCUUGACCUUCAUAAGCGGUUUAGUAUGGCAGUUGAUAAAUAUGAAAGAUGAAAUUCCAGAAGAUAGGUACGUCGCAGACGUUUUCGAAUACAAAGAGAGGUAUUUCACAAUGUGGAAUAUGGUGCUUCAAUUCAUUUAUUUCUCAAUGGCUCUCAGUGAGGAUGUCCUAGAUACGAAAACUUGCAAAGUUGAGCUUCCAUUCUCCCGACCAACUCUUAUUCGUUUGAAGGCUUUCAUCUUUUCUGCAUUAGCAGUCCCAGGCGCAGCUUUCGUAUGUGUUGUGUUUUGGGGUUAUUAUUUUUACGAUAGGGACUUGGUCUUUCCAAAAUACGCAGAGUAUUUCUGCAUGUUAUAUUCUAAUCAUGUGGCACACACUUCAGUCGGUGUUUUUGUCCUGCUGGAGUUCCUCUUCAUAAGACAUCAUCCUGUGAUUAGUUUUACGAGUUGCUUCUUGGCCAUGACAGCAGUGCACCUCAGUUACUAUGUUGUGUUUUUCUACCAUCGUUUUUCACUGGGUCGUUUUUUGUAUCCAGUAUUUUAUAACCUGACCUGGUUCCAAGUUGGCCAGGUGUUGACAAUGGGAUAUGUGUGGACUCUGUUAGCAGCCAAGAUAGGAAUUGAAGUACAGAAGUAUAUGAAAGUGGAGCAAAUUGAAGAAAAAGCGUCAGAUGUUGAAGUGAAGAGUUGAUGGUCAAUAAUUUGUGUAGUGAUCAGAAAUCAGGACUCAUUCAAGUGAAGUGAUUCGAAUUAUAAGGAAAAUAUACUUAAAGAAGAACCACCGAAUGGCCUAUCUGGUGGAAAAAUUUCAACAAAUCCUAAUCUUUAAUCCAACAGAUAUUUUACCAAGGAAUAGGGGAUGCAUGUUUAUGAAUUCAAGACUGAUUUUGUGGAUUGAUGUGCCGAAUUAAGAACCAACAAUUUUAUUGCAUUUGCCCACAGGUGUAUUCAGAAAAUUUCAACUAAAGGUUUAACAGUCUAUCGACUUUUGAAAUUAUUUCACAAAAUAACAAUAAGUGUAACAAUCUGUGGAUGUAUCGAUGAAUGUGUUUCGGGUAUUGAUGGGAAAUCAUAAAAUAAACAAUUAAA